UUAUUACUUAUUAGCGGAAAAUAUUAAUAUAACUAAUGUCUGCUGUUAAAUAAGUUAAUAAACAGAAAUAGGUGUGUUGUAAAAUAUACCGAACCUAUAAAUCACAUUUUUUAGUAUAAAGAUAGAGAAGCUGAUCCGAACCUGGAAACUGUUAAAAAAAAAAAAACCAAGACAAACUUUAUCAGAGAUUAAAAAAAGGAGGAGGUUUUUAACUCAGAUGAAAAGUAUCUUUUGGAUUGCACCUGAGCUCGAUACUCUGGUUGCAAUCAUUAAAGCUGAUAGGAAACGAAAGGAUCAAGACAAGACUGAAGAUAUUGCAUUUUUAUUAGACCAAUUAGGAGAUAGAAAAACUAGAAUAGGUGGAAUCGAUACAAGGUACCUUUACUCUGUAAACAGGAGUUUAUCCAAAAUUAAAAGGAAAUCAAAUUUGCAUGAAACCAUGUCAGAGAGUGAAUUCAUCUCAAAAGGAUCAGAGAAAGAUGAAGGUAAUGAUGAUUUUUCAUACCCAGAUCCAGAGUUAAAGAAAAAAGUCAAAAAAACUAAUACUGUUAUGCUUCCAAAAGAUAUUCUCAAGAGAACUGCUGAUACUGCUGUUGGGGAAGGAAUAAGUCAUAGGCAGCAUGCUUCCAUGAUUAAUAGUAUAAUCGCUAAAUCGGGUGGAAAUGUAGCUGAAUUUAAAUCUUCAACCUCUACAGCAUUACGCGCUGCAGAUAAGGUCAUUCAUGAUGAAUCAAAGAGGAUCAAGGAUGAUUUAAGAAGUUUAAGAAAAAUCAAUAAGAACAUUUUAGUUCAACUCCAUUUUGAUGGAAAAGUAUGUCAUGAAUAUACUGAUGGGAAAAAAUUGGAACAAGAUCGAUUAGCAAUAUUAAUAAACGCUAACAAGGAAACGCACCUGUUGGGAAUUCCACCCAUUUCUUCUGGAACUGGUGAAAAUCAAAAAAAUGCAAUCAGAGAUAUCUUAAAUAGCUUUAACCUUACAGACAAUAUACAAGCUGUAACAUUUGAUACUAGCAGAAUCAACGCUGGAAAAAAAAAAAUGGAGCUGUAUCUUUACUGGUAAAUGAAGUCUUUCAACGACCAGUUCUAUCUAUUGCAUGCCGACAUUAUGUCAAUGAGCUACACAUAACACAUUUCUGGAAAAAUUAUCAAAGUAGCAUUACUUCUGGACCAGAUAAUCUGCUGUUUAAAAGUUUAAAAUCAGCAUGGAAUGAUCUUGACGCAGACAACCAGGUUUUGAAAAGAUUGACUAUUCCAGAGGAAACAUGGCUUGGUCAUCAAAAGCAUGAAAGCAUAACGUUCUGCGGAAAUAUUAUCACCAGUGGGUCUCUAAAAAAGGAUGGGGCUACAAGGAAGGACUACAUUGAGCUGGCAGAGCUUACACUUAUGGUGCUUUCUGAGGACAGGUACAAAUUUCGUACUCCCGGAGCAGUCCACCAUGCCCGCUUUAUGGCAAAAGGUAUCUACUACCUAAAACUCCAACUUAUGAUGGAUGCUAUACCUAGUGCUGACAUAGAGUUCCUCAAUUCUUUAGACUUCAGUGGACUGAAGCCUCCCAGCUUAGUUCAUUUGGUCACAGAAAAUUCGUGGCUAUUGUUCCUUAUGAUAGACCAAAGUAAAAGUGACUGUCAAUGGAUGAAAACCCCUCCAGAAUAUUGGACUUGCAAUGAUUUCUACUUAAAAUUUCAGGAGGCAGUUUUUAAUCUUUCAGUUGUUAAUGAUUGGUCGGAAAGAAUCGUUAAACUCAUAAAAGACAAAAUUGAUAUUGCCCGAAAAGAAGAGAAAAGACAGGAUUCACUUUAAUUUUUGCAUAAUUACAAAAGGAAGUAUGGAGGAAAAACUAAGAAAUCCAAGAAAAACAAAAAAAAAAACAAUAUAAAAAUAUAACAUAACAUUUUUAAAAAAUAAUUAU
Hydra vulgaris (swiftwater hydra) is the source of this 1909-nucleotide messenger RNA. NCBI's taxonomy places the organism in Eukaryota, Metazoa, Cnidaria, Hydrozoa, Anthoathecata, Hydridae. The record is from RefSeq and is a predicted model, not a curated record.